Messenger RNA from Trematosphaeria pertusa, 2415 nucleotides. RefSeq names its product Nucleotidylyl transferase. The transcript is spliced from 2 exons. NCBI's taxonomy places the organism in Eukaryota, Fungi, Ascomycota, Dothideomycetes, Pleosporales, Trematosphaeriaceae. Gene Ontology annotation, cellular component: cytoplasm; mitochondrion. The record is from RefSeq and is a predicted model, not a curated record. Gene Ontology annotation, biological process: arginyl-tRNA aminoacylation; mitochondrial translation. Gene Ontology annotation, molecular function: arginine-tRNA ligase activity; ATP binding. The coding region runs from base 134 to 2140 and encodes 668 amino acids.
CUGGUACUAUCAUUCACACUAAUUUGAACAGUGAAGCGGCAGUGUUUCCGACCUCCAUGUUCGAGCGCCCUAUUUCGUAUAGUACUUCUGCGGUCGCGACAACGCACAAGGCUACCGCGGGGCUCGAGAACCCAUGGCGACACUUUGCCUUCCGGAUCUAGAGCGGGCUCUCAAUGCUCUUUCAUUAGGCGGCCCCGUUCCUUCGUUCGCCGAAGCGGACGUCUUAGGGAAUCCUCUCGAUGUCUGUCGCUCAUACCUUGCCGGGCUUCUCUGCGACCUCAUCGACUGUGAUCCCAAAGUCGCUUACAAUUCAAUACAAUGGCCAAACAAUAUCGAUGCUGGAGAUUUGGCUAUCAUCCUCCCGAAGCUCUACCCCGGGGUAAAGCCAGAUGAGGCUGCAAUCGAUCUGAUGGCCAAGUUCCCAAAAGAACAUCCGCUGUUUCCUCUUCCAGUUCACGAAAGCGUCCAUCUACGGUUCUUCCUCAAAACCGAGACGUUCGCCCGUUUGCUGCUCCCAUACAUACUCGACCGCAAGAGCUCAUACGGUACCGAUCCUGCGCUUGGGAUGCGAGAUGCUUCCUCUCCAGAAGGGGCUCGCAAGAAGCUGGUCGUCGAAUUCUCUUCCCCAAAUAUCACGAGCGAACUGCAGGGAAAACACCUUCGGAGUACCGUCCUCGGGGCAUUCGUGAGCAGGCUAUACGAAAACAUGGGAUGGGGUGUCACUAGAAUCAAUUACCUAGGUGACUGGGGGAAGCCUAUUGCGCUACUCCAAGUCGGCUUCAACAAAUAUGGAGAUGAAGAAGCCUAUCGAGCCGAUCCGGUUGGCCACCUCCUCCACGUAUACCAUCAGAUUGAGGAGGAGUUCUUGCCACUGCAGGCCGCCAGUAGGAAAGCUCGCGACGAAGCUGCCAAGACAGGGCAAGACGAAGGAGAGGCACAACUGGAGAUAGAGAGUCAUGGAUUGUUUGCUGAGCGGAACGCGGCCUUCAAGAAGCUGGAGGAGGGAGACGAGGAAGCCGUUGCUUUCUGGAAGCGCGCCCGCGAUGCCAACAUCGAAAGCUACACCGACUUCUAUGCCCGGCUUGGCAUAAAGUUCGAUAAGUAUACUGGCGAAUCCCAAGUCAGCCCGGACACCAUGACUGAGGUCGAGCAGAUGCUGAAGGACAAGGGGAUUUGUGAGGAGAGUGGAGGAGCUUGGAUCAUUCAUAUGCAGAAGUGUGGACUUAGGGCGGGCACAGCGAUCAUCCGAGACCGUACUGGAGCAAGCACAUACCUACUCCGCGACCUUGCCGCUGUUUUCGAACGUUCGAGGGAGUUCGAAUUCGAUAAAAUGAUAUACGUCGUCGCGAACGAUAACAAUAGCAACCACUUCACACAGCUCUUCAAGAUCCUGGAAGCUAUCGGUAUGAAGGAGCUCGCAGAGAAACUUCACCAAGCCAAAUUCAGCGACGUCUCCAAGAUGGCCGAGAAGCUGGGCAAAGGAUAUAAGCCUCAAGCGAUACUUAACCACUGUGAGGAAGCCAUGCUGAAUGCGCUGAAGGCGGACGAGGAGAAGGCAACGCCGUUUGGAGUGCCGGGCGAGGCUGCAAAAGCCCUCAGUGUCUCCGCGCUCCUGGGCCAGGAACUCUCUACCCGAUCGGUAACCGCGCAUGCCUUCGACACCACCACGAUGACCCUCUUUAAACCUGGAACGACCCUCGAUCUCCAGUACUGGUACGCUAAGCUGUGCUCACUGCUUAAGGAACAGCCUGGUACGGUCGAACUCUCCGAGGACGAUUAUGACGCUAUUCUGCUAGAUGAACCAAACAAAGAUGAACCAACCAACCUUCUGCGCAUCCUAGCCCAGUAUCCGGAGGUCACGCAUGUCACCUACCACUCGCUAGAGCCUGCUGCCAUCAUGACAUAUCUCGCCAGUGUUGUCCAGCAACUGGAAGAUUGCGUUGAUGACAACGAAGGAGACAAGGAAGAGGGGGAUGCGGAGGAAGCAAAACCGGAGAAGCCAGAUGCCAGCAUCACGCUGGCCCAUGCGGUUCUGUAUGAGGCAGCCCGCAUCGUACUAGAGAACGGGAUGAAGCUACUCGGGCUCACUCCCUUCGCAAAGUACGAGCCAGAUCGUGCGGAUACACCGGUUGCGGAGUGAUCGCUCCGAAAUAUGGGACAAUCGCGAUCUCCCCACCACAUGAAGUUUAUCUCUUUGGUCCGUUCAGUUCUUACGCUCGUUCUUCCCGCCCUUUGCGGCAGGACAUUUUCAGCUCAUGGCUUGGUUCUCGUCCUGUAAUUUUCAUUCGAGAUCGUCUCUAUGAUAUCUUGAAUCAGAUUGAUACAUACAUCGCUGCAAUUUCUUUGAUGCUUUAGGAGCAAGGCAUGAUCUUCACGGAUCUGUGGUGCAAUAAUAAUGUCCAAUGACUUUUUGUG